Messenger RNA from Durusdinium trenchii, 1752 nucleotides. The record is from the annotation of a GenBank genome assembly. NCBI's taxonomy places the organism in Eukaryota, Dinophyceae, Suessiales, Symbiodiniaceae.
AUGAGCCUGCCUGGAGAGACGGCAGAAACUGCAGACGCUGUCGCCCACAUUUUCGAUGAGAUUGACCACAACAAAGAUGAGAGGAUUUGCUGGGAUGAGUUCCAGAAAUGGCUUUGGCGGUGGAAUGUCCAGCAUGACGAGAGCGAGGAUGCAGCACGAUCACUCUUUACAUUUCUUGAUCGAAACGGGGAUGGGACCAUCGAUGCGCAAGAGAUGAUGGACGCGUUGAUGCUACUAAGCGACUUCGAGUGCAAGAACAAUCACUCCUCCCUCGCAGUGACGCAUGCUGAAGCUGGUCAGAUUAUCCGGGACUUGGAUCCUGAUAGCUCAGGAGGCAUUGAGUAUCACACCUUUGUGGAAGUGCUUCAUGCAUCCCGGAAGGGUCACGCUCAUCCCAGCAAUGAGAGGCCUCAUCUUGUGCUGAAUUUUGAUGUUAACAACACCAUUGUUAUGCUGGAUUCGGCCACUGGAGCUGAUUCAAAGGGUUUGAUUGCCAUGGUCUUGUCCAACUCCGCCUGGGGCAGCAUCCAGUACACGGACGGUUUGGCAGUUUCUUGGACCUGCCAACACUUUGAGCUGUGCACAGAGCAGCCAAAGCCGGGCCUCCAAACCUACACGGAGUUCGUGGUCCUUCGAAAUCCAUUUCCCGACAAGAAAGACUUUUCCGAGAAAACGGCUCUCAGGGCAGCCAAUGAGAAGGUCAAAGCACAGCGGCGCUCAGAUCUUUGGGCCUUCACUGAUCCGGGAAUGCCGGGUGAGGUCUUCAGGCACGAGUUGGAGCAGAUGCAGGAGAAGCUCUUGCUACCUGAAGAUGUGCGGGGCUCUAACCAGGCUGCAGAUGCUGGCCUUACCAGUGAAGCAGUGCAGCUCUUGCCGUCCUUCUUGCACUUUUUGCGAGAGCUGAAACGACAGGGUCGAAGCUUUACUCUCAUUUUCCGGACUUUUGGAAAUGACCUGCCGAAACUGCAGAAGGAGAUCGAGGCUUUGUGUCAAGGCUGGCACCCGCUGUUUCGCAAGGAGGACAUUGUGGUUUUGGACGGCUCUGAUGGCCUGCCAGAUUAUCGGAUGCAGUUUGGCUCUGUGGAUUCGUGCGGGACUUUCUUCCGCAAUCCAACUGCCGAUGAUCAUAUGGCUCUUGUCAUGGGCAGCAUCGAGCAGCCGGAUUCCAUUGAGAAGGGGGUUGAGUUUUGGGAUGACAAAGAAAAAGUUGUCACUCACGAAGGUGUGCACCAAGUCUUCAAGCAUUACACUAGGCUCUCGUCCCAGAAACGUACCAUCGCGCUGCGAGACUUCUACCCAGGCUGGGCUGCAGUUGGCUCAACCUCACGCGGUGGCAAGCCUGUCUUUCUCGGCAGGAUGGAUCCUGGCGAGCAUUGCAUAUUUUUCGAUGAUCACAUCGGCCCUGAUGAUCCGCAUAUUGUGGAUCCUAUCGAUGCACAUCUUUGGCCUCGAAGGUUCAGCAGCGCUCAGCUUUUUGGAGUUCACUUGGUGCGAGCACAGCCUUUGCUCUCCAUCCGUGAUAGGGAUUACUUUGUGAAGUGCCUUGAGCAGUGUGAAGCGGCUCGCAUGGCAAAACUGGAGCGGUGGCACAAGCUGAAGUGCAUGGUGGCCGACUUGGAAGGAGUCCGCAAGGUGCUCUCCAGCUUCCUUUACACAGCAGUGCCACGCCAAGACGCCACUUUCCGACCUUGGAGUGGAAGCAGGGAUGUCAUUCGCUGUCAAAGAGUGCCCACCUUUGCCGAGGAGGCUUGA